Teleopsis dalmanni is the source of this 1157-nucleotide messenger RNA. RefSeq names its product ribokinase-like. The record is from RefSeq and is a predicted model, not a curated record. Gene Ontology annotation, molecular function: kinase activity. The transcript has 6 exons. Lineage: Eukaryota; Metazoa; Arthropoda; Insecta; Diptera; Diopsidae. The coding region runs from base 54 to 1016 and encodes 320 amino acids.
UAAAAAAUUUGUGGUUUUUUAGACUUUAUUUUGAUCUUUUAUAGCUACCAAAAAUGGCAGAAGACAUAGAAAUAAUUGUUUAUGGGGCAGCUUAUUUUAAUAUUAUUAGUCGCGUUCCUCGCCUACCUAGAAAAGGUGAGAAAAUGGUGGCUAAUGAAAUUAAGGCUGAUUUUGGCGGAGAUACUAUAUUUAGUGGCACUGUGGCUAAUAAACUCGGUGCUCGAACAGCUGUAGUUACAAAAGUUGGAUUGGAUGAUAAUGGAAAAAGUUUCGCUGAAUAUAUGCAAAGUUUAGAUAUCGAUACAACUUAUCUAGAAAUAUGUAGAGGGCAGAGAACAGGGAUUCGGCAAAUCAAUAUCGGAGAUAAUGGGCAAAAACAUAUCAUUUCUAUACCAGGCGCCAAUAUAUUAGCCACCUGUGUUGAUAUCGGCUCAGCUUUGGAAGUUUUUAAAAAUGCUAAAGUAUUGAUCUGUCAACAAGAUUUAAAUUUGGGAUCAGUAAUACAUGCUUUGAAGACAUUUAAGGGAAUUUCAAUCUUAGAUGGCGUUUUCAUUCAAAACCCUCCACUUGAUUGCAUAAAAGAAGCGACCUAUUAUUGUUGCAGUGGAGAAAUGGCCGCACGUAUUCUCGGAGUAUCAAAACUUCUAGUCGUGAAUGACUUCGUUAUGGCAUUAAAUAAAAUUUUAGAAAUGGGUGCAAAGAUACCAAUUAUAACUGUCGGAUUACGUGGAGUAGUUUACGUUGAAACACAAGAGACUCGUUCGUAUAUACUAGUACCUUUACGUCCACGUUCUAUUAGAAACCUGACAAACACAGGUACAGGGUUUGUUGGUGCUCUGGCUUAUUAUUUAGCCCAUUUUCCAAAUGUGUCUCUUCAACAGAAGAUUGGAUGUGCUUAUGAAGUGACCAUGUUCUCUGGUGUCGUUGACGAAAAUUGUGGAUCUGAUGCUUGUGAAUUACAAAUCGAUCCGUUGAAAGUAGUAUAUCCUUGGCGACUAUUACGUUCUCAAUAUUAAAUGCAUUUAGUCAAUAAGACAAAAGUUAAUCAAUUGAACGGUAGUAAUAAGACAUAAUGUAUAUUUCGUAAGUGAGUAAAUAGUAGUUAUAUUUUAUCUCUGUAUAUAGCAGCAAUUUUCAUUUACUUGAAACAAAAAAUA